CCUCUGAUGUAAUGUGCUGGAUGCUAGAUGUGAACUAGACUAGUCGCUACCCUGGAGAAGGUAGCAAAGCGGCUGUGAUCGGCAAGGCACUUGCUAUCUAGCAGCCUGCAAGGGAGUGAGGGUGAGUGUGAGGGUGAGUGUGUGUGCUGCAGUCUCAAGGAUCUGUGGAGUGUGUGCAGCCCAGUGCCAGCUCAUCAGCUCACCAGUGUCAGAGCUGCCAACUGCAUUCUGCCCUUCAGUCUGAUUGCUGGAUUUGCAGGCUACAGCUGGCACACAGGACAACACAAGACAUGGGUAGGAAACUAGAUCUUUCUGGCCUGACUGAGGAUGAAGCUGAACAUGUUCUUCAAGUUGUCCAGCGAGACUUCAGCCUUAGGAAAAAAGAAGAGGAAAGGUUAAGUGAACUACGACAAAAGCUAGACGAGGAAGGCAACAAAUGUUCAAUUCUCUCCAAGCAGCAAAAGUUUAAUGAGCAUUGCUGCAUCCGUUGCUGUUCUCCUUUCACGUUCCUCAUCAACUCCAAGAGGCAGUGUCUAGAUUGCAAGUUCAACAUCUGUAAAAACUGCAGCACCUACCAAAAGAAAGAAAAGGCCUGGGUUUGCAAUGUCUGCCAGCAAACAAGGCUCCUGAGGACACAGUCUCUGGAAUGGUACUAUAAUAACGUGAAAAGUCGUUUCAAGCGCUUUGGUAGUGCCAAGGUCCUGAAAAACUUGUACAGAAAGCAUCGUUUGGAAAGUGGAGCUUGUGCCGACAUUGCAGAAGGAAAUUUUAUCGAUGAAAGCUUAGAGAAUGAAGGAAGCAUAUGUGGAAGUGACUCCACGUUCUACAGACAAACACAAGGGCACAGUAUGAUGGACACCCUUUCAGUUGCUCUACGUGUGGCAGAAGAAGCUGUAGAGGAAGCAAUUGCCAAAGCUGAAUCCUACGGUGAAAGCCUGGAUAAACAGAACGAGGCUUGUUAUUUACGGGAACAUAAGGAAGAGCUCAUUGAAGAGCUGGCCACAACCAUCGUUCAAAAGAUUAUUAAGCGAAAGAAAAGUAAAAGUGAGCAAGCGGAAACCAUUUGUGAAUGGCAAAGAUCAGGAAGCAGUGUUCUCACAUCACCAGCUGCGUCUGAUCAGAGCAUGCUUGUACUUCAGGACAGUAAUAGAGGAUCAGAGGUUUUGUGGAGGUCUCACUCAGCAUUUUCUCUGAUGAGUGAAGAUAACCCAAGCAACAAUACUGAUAUGAAACCCAUCACACCUGAUAUCUCAUGCCGACCACCUAGAAGUCACACUAACAGACUCAAAGAACACAGAUCCUCUACUUUACCCAGCUGGAAAAGUGUGGACAGCUUAUAUGAUUCAAGUCCAUCACCUGUUCUUCAGAGCUCUGAUGGAAACUGGGUGGCAUUACAGAGUAUAACAUUGCCUCCAGCUAGAAUGUUAACCAAUCCAAAGAGUCAAGUGUUCAAAUCUUUGGAGAAUGAAUCUAGUGCUCUGUCAGCAUACGAUGAGAUGGGCUCUGAAAGUGAUGAAGAAAUUGAUUGGGGCAUGGCUCUCAAUGCCUAUCGACAAAGAACAAGACAACUCCCAGAUGACUCCUGCUAUACAGACUCACAUCACAACACUGAAUGGGCAUGUAGUAAUGAUUACUAUGAGCCCGUCACUUCACCACUUCAGUCUGGACUGUAUACAAACCCUGAAGCUGUGUAUUCUGAUUCAGAAACAUCAUCAGUGACUUCCUUAAAGGAUGUUAGGCAAUGUGGAAAGCCCAGUUGGCCACGCAGAAAAACUCCAUGUGAACAGGUGCAUAGGGAACAGGUUUACAGUAAGGUGGAUAUUAAUUUCAACCCACAGUCCAUGAGCAUGGAACUCUCUGACAGCAGUGAAGCUGAAAAAAAACAUUUUGAUGUUGAAAAAAGGUCAAGGCGAUGGAGAAAAAACAAAAUGGCUCUAGAAGAGACGAGUGAAGGGUCCAAUGUAAUGAAAAUGCCGAAAAGGACUGUAAGACCAAAUAAGUGCUUCAAUGAUUUAUCAGAAACUGAUAUGAACAACGGGGAUGAGAGAUUAAAGACAGAUGAUCUUGAACAAAAACUUAAAACAAGAUUAGGGGAAUUAACGGCAAAGAUGAGUGACAAAGAAACAUCUUCAGGAGAUGAACAAGAUUGUGAGCCAAGAAUAAACUCUGGUAACCAAGAGAUGUUGUCCACCAAGGAACAUGGCAGCUGUAUACAAGAAGAGCUAAAGAAGGAAAAGCAUCAGGCUUUAGACCACCAUUUAAAACUGCAGUUUUUGUCCUCAGUACUACAACAGAAGUACUCUGCUGUGUCUCUCUGCAACAUAUCAACAGAAGUUCUAAAAGUCAUCAAUGCAACCGAGGAAUUGAUAGCAGGAUCGACAGAACCAUGGGAUUGCCCAGAAGAUACGCAUGAACGAGGGCCUUUUCCUAUAGGUGAUGACCCUGUAAGACUAGAUGAGCAACUGACCAAACUGGAAGAAAAUGUUUAUCUCACAGCUGGUACCGUGUAUGGCUUGGAAGGACAACUCAGUGAGAUUGAGGACUCUGCACGCAAAAUCAACAGUGUCACCACAGAAUUAGAACUUGCUGACCUUGAAGACCAGGUUGCCACAGCAGCUGCCCAGGUCCAUCAUGCUGAGCGCCAGAUUUCAGAUAUUGAAAGUAGGAUAUCAGCCCUCACGGUCGCCGGGUUAAACGUUUCUCCCUGUGUUCGACUGACGAGAAGGCGGGAACAGAAAAACACUAACCAGAUGCAAACAAUUGACACAUCCAGGCAACAGAGGCGAAAACUGCCAGCAACACCCCUACAAGAUGAAGAACCUGAAAUUUCCAGGAUAAAGACGUUUAACAGGAACUUUGUACUGCAAGGAUCUUUGACUCAACGAACUAAAGAAUGGAAGAAUACUGCCAAGGACAUCAUGGAACCAACUAAAGGCACAACCAUAAUAUAUUAAAGACAUAUUUAUACUGCCAAGAUUAUGAUGCCUAAAGCUGUACACAUGAGUGCCUUUUUUUAACAGCCAUUAUGUUCGACUAGAAAAUGGACCCUUGUGUGAAGCUACAGUGCCUAAGUAGCAGGGCUUUUGUUCAGAUACCUCAUCAGAUAUUGUCAGCAUUAUGGUCAAAUGAAACUCUGCCUUAAGUUCUUAGGAGACACCAUGAAAGGUCACUGAGUUUCACAAGAGAGGCUCUGUUUUUUGAUGCACUUUUUAUUUCUGUACCAGUUCUUCAGUAAUGUGUCCAAUAACUAUGUUUUUAUAUCAUUAUUUUUAAUGUAUACAUAUGCCAAACUAAAUGUUGGAGUUGAAGUAAGGUGUAAAUGUUUUUGUCAUGGAAAUGUAUUUCCAAAAUGUACCAGUCUCAUAACUGACAGGGAUAUUGUACGGUUGUUGUUACUGUAUUUGUAAUAGUUCCGGAUUACUUCUUUAUAACGCAACAUAAGAAUCAUGUAAUUUUACAACCAUUUCUGCAUAAUUAUUCAUGUGGAUUCAAGACUACAUUUCAUAUAUAGGAGGAAGUGUUGUGUGAAAAAUGAAGUGUAAAAUGGGGUUAUUCGUCAGCAUAUAGAUGUUUCUGUUGGCAUUGGGUGACCUGGAUUUCCCAACUAACUAUGCUGCUAAUGUGUUACCACUGCCAUUGGAAAACCUUACCCUAUGGACGCCAGUGCUGAAAUGCAACUCUAUCUUUCACCCUAAUUAGGUAACAGUACCCAAAGACAUAAAUCAUAAAGGCUUGUAUUUAAGACUGCCUUAUCUGGAAGUGGAAAGAGCUGAUAUUAUUCAGAAAAA
This is a messenger RNA of Spea bombifrons (plains spadefoot toad), 3788 nucleotides long. RefSeq names its product myosin VIIA and Rab interacting protein (gene MYRIP). The transcript is spliced from 18 exons. Gene Ontology annotation, molecular function: actin binding; myosin binding; small GTPase binding. The record is from RefSeq and is a predicted model, not a curated record. Lineage: Eukaryota; Metazoa; Chordata; Amphibia; Anura; Pelobatidae. Bases 291 to 2954 code for a protein of 887 amino acids. Gene Ontology annotation, cellular component: cortical actin cytoskeleton. Gene Ontology annotation, biological process: intracellular protein transport.